CGCGGAAGUACGUGGAGGUGAAUCAUCUCGCUCCGCCUCGACACUCUUCGACGAUAAAGUGACUCGUCGGUGGACAUUUUCGGUCACAGCAUCAUCAGCGCUGACGUGAAACUACGUGAAACUACGUGAGCGAAGGCGCAGGCCGCCGUCCACCCAAUGCUGUCAUUAGUCACGAGUCAGACUACGUAAAGUUCGGUGACUGACUAUGGAGACCUCCGUCUCACCUCAGCUGGACAGCAGUUUAAACGACUCAAUGACAGAUGGAGAGGAGAACCACAGUGAAGACAGUCCUCUUGCAGCCUCUCCUCAGGUGUCGGGAGAGUCUCCCGGUGUGACUGUAGUCCAGCUGUGUGACGGUCAAACGGUGCAGGUCCAAGGGGUCAUCCAGGCCCCUCAGACCUCUGUCAUACAGUCACCACAUGUCCAGACUGGCCAGAUUGCCACCGUAGCAGAGCUGGAGGAUGACGAGUCAGACACCCAGAAGAGACGGGUGCUCCUCUCCAGGCGUCCGUCUUAUCGAAAAAUACUCAAUGAGCUUUCAUCGGAUUCGCCGGCAGUCCCUAAAAUUGAUGAAGAGAAGACGGAGGAGGGGGAGGAGGUGGCGGACUCCGGUGAUGCCUCAGCAUCAGUGCCAGCCUCCAUCUACCAGACCAGCUCAGGACAAUACAUUGCGAUCACUCAGGGGAGAGCCAUGCAGUUGAGCAGCCAUGGAGCUGAAGCCUUUCAGGGGGCCCAGACCCUGACGGUGGCCAGCUCUCCAACCCCACAGCCUGGAGCCACGAUCCUGCAGUGUGCAGCUCAACCCGGAGACUCCCCACAGCAAUUCUACAUCCAGGGAGGACAGGUGCUCGUCCAAGCUGCCACAGGAGACAUACCUGCCUACCAGCUGCGUUCGCCCAACUCGGGUCUGGCUCACAGCAUCGUGAUGGCUGCGUCCCCGGGCAGCAUGCAGAACCCCCAACCACAACGCACUGAAGACAUCACCCGCAAGAGGGAGGUCCGACUGAUGAAAAACAGGGAGGCAGCUCGCGAGUGCCGCAGGAAAAAGAAAGAGUACGUCAAAUGUCUGGAAAACCGCGUGGCUGUGUUGGAAAACCAAAACAAGACCCUGAUUGAAGAGCUGAAAGCACUGAAGGACAUUUACUGCCACAAAGCCGAGUAGCGGCGAACGUUUGUGGUUUUGGAGCAGUGCCCUUUUUACAAACAGCUACAGCAAAACGAAAAAAAAAAAAGAAAAGAAAAGACACUGGAACAAAAACGUUGUGUCUCUGCUCACUCAGGCCUGGUUUACGCUGCAUUCAGAAGUGUCCCUGAGAACUCAAACAGCUUGAGCUUGCCAGUUUCGCUCUUGUUCUUAUCUUGUGCUCUUUGCAUGUGAAGACUCAUGGUGAAGUGUCGUACACACACUAUGCUUGCUGACGCUUUUUGUGCACGCCAAUGAGAGCCAGCUAAAGAAGAGGAACAGGAAGAGGAAAUACAGGUGCUUCCUGAAAAUGUACCGCUCGAGUACAGAGAUUACGAAAAAAGCCCCGGGCGGGUCAGCCAGGUCUCGCUAACCGGCAAGUUUCUCCGAGGUCAGACGAGGGUGCACACACAAAACAGCUACGCAGAUCCACCAUCAGCUGCAACGAGGCAAACCGUGUUUACGUGAUAAUGUCAUCUUCGUCAUUUUACUGUUUUUGGCAUGUUUCAUGCAUUCCUUCAUGUGAAAACACAAGGAGAAAUAUCUUCAAGCUCUUGAGUAACUGAAGUGAUUUCCUGGAACUCAUCGACUCGUUUUCAGUUUGUGUAGAAGUUGAUUUGGUCAAAAAGGUUUUUUCAAGAAACACAAGAAUGUUUCAAGAUGAAAAUCCCUUUUUAUGUCGGGCAGUUUAUGCACAGAACUGCAAAAUAUAUAUUUUAAGCAGGCCGGGGCAUUGUCUGAACCAGAAGUUAUUUUCCAUCACUGAAGCGAGUUGAUUGUAGUAUUUGGAAUGACAGAGCACAACUGCUCGUCAGUCAAAGCACAGAAAGUAACCAAAGUGUCCGUGUGGAUAUUAUCAGAAUUUAUAUUCUAUUACAUUUAUUUGAAGAAUUUCACUCCACAAGUUUAUAUAUUCUACAAAGCAAAUAUAACGUAUUAACUAGUUAACAAUUGAAUUGUCUAUUCUAUACGGGAAAAAACACACAAACUUUUGUAAAGCGACAUCAUAAGAUGACUCAUAACUCACUGCUUUGCUGUCAUGCAGUCUUGUUUUUCAAAUGAUGGAUAUCCAUUGUGGUAUAAAACUGCAUUUGAUUAUGGCUCGAUAUUAAAAUGCUCUGUUUAAAGGGUGAUGCCAAUUUCUUUUCUCUUUUCUUUUUUUAAUGUAAAGACAUUUUAUUUGAAUGAUAAUAUAUCAUGUUGUGUUCAUGUUUCUGGUGAUUCUGAAAACAGCUUGCUUUUUUCUGUCUCUAGUCAUUGAGUUUGUUCCUCUGAAUAUAUUUUAUUGAAAGGAUAGAAAGAGCACCUCUUGAUGUAACAGACCAUCUCUUUCGGCUGCCAAAGCUCUUUAGGUUUUUAACUACUGUUUAGAUCAGUGACUACAGAAUGAUUCAUCCUGUGGUAGUCACUGUUUACCAACCAGAUGACCCGUUGUGGUUAGUGUUCAGAGGAAUGGUCCUUUUAUGAAAUUCUACGAAAAGGCAGGUGAUAAUAAAAUUCAGGUUUUCUUUGAUAUCAACUGAGUUGAACUUCUCUGCAUGUAGUUUUAUUUUUUUUGCGGUAUCAAAUUGCUCUUUUACCAGGUGUUCCCUUCUCAGUGUACUUCCUUGUUCGAAUUGUAAAACCAAAACUAUUUUUGUUUAUCUAAUAAAAUAUUAAAAUGUGA
This is a messenger RNA of Sebastes umbrosus (honeycomb rockfish), 2849 nucleotides long. RefSeq names its product cAMP responsive element modulator a (gene crema). The transcript is spliced from 8 exons. The coding region runs from base 206 to 1162 and encodes 318 amino acids. Gene Ontology annotation, biological process: regulation of transcription by RNA polymerase II. Gene Ontology annotation, molecular function: RNA polymerase II cis-regulatory region sequence-specific DNA binding; DNA-binding transcription factor activity, RNA polymerase II-specific; protein binding. The record is from RefSeq and is a predicted model, not a curated record. Gene Ontology annotation, cellular component: nucleus; ATF4-CREB1 transcription factor complex. NCBI's taxonomy places the organism in Eukaryota, Metazoa, Chordata, Actinopteri, Perciformes, Sebastidae.